UGCUGUACCUCCACGUUGUCGACGCUCGAAUCACUACACGCAGGGCGGAAGCGGCACAGCGCCGUUAGUCGGGCAGUCAGUCAGUCGGACCGCGACUGUUAAUUGUUUCCCAACACGUAACCCGCAGGGAGGGCGUCUCCGUACUUCACCUACAUAACACGCGUGGUCCCUGCGGCGCGCGUGCCAAAAAUACAUCGCCGCGAGCCGGCCGUGCCCGCGUUCCGGUUUGCAGUGCGGCCGCCGGCUGCUUCCGCCGCUGUGUUGCGCUGCGGGGGAGACCAGCACGCGCGUGCGAAAGAAACCAUGGUCGACAUCAGCAGCCCUUUUCUCAACCUCCAGAAGGGGACGUCGGUCCUUCUCAACGUCCUGAACCGUGCUGACACCAACGGAGACGGCGUACUUGCAAAAGAAGAAUUCCUCAAUUUCUUCUGGGAUGCUAUACUCACGGAAGAUGAACUCUGUCAACUUUUUGAUGAAAUCAACAUUCACAGAACAGGCUUUAUAGAUGCUGGUGAGCUCAGCGCCUUCGUGUGGCAGCACAUGGGGACAUUUCCAGGACUUCUGGCUGCUCUCGAGGACCUUAGCGUGACUGUUACAAAGGGGCUGCAACAAAUGGAGAAGGCAUACGAUUCCAGCAGCAUUCAGGAGCAGUUCGUGUCGAGAUUCUUGGUGAGAGAGACGGUGUAUCAACUUUCCAAGCUGACCGCAGCGCUGGAUGCCUCCCAGAAAAGGCUACAGGAAGAGGGCAUCCCACUCAUCGACGGAAGUGACAGCAGCGACGAUGGCGACGAGGCUCUACGCAGUCCCGCUCCCAUAUGGCACUUGCGGUCACACAUAUACAAGACACUGCAGCAUCAAAACAUAGAGUGCUUGAGAAAGCCUGAAUUCCUCAACACAAUGGAGAUACCAGGCAGCACAUUUGCCCUGCAUUCAAGCGAACAACCUUUCAAGGACCACAACUUCUCACACUGA
Molecule: messenger RNA, 972 nt
Organism: Dermacentor andersoni
Lineage: Eukaryota; Metazoa; Arthropoda; Arachnida; Ixodida; Ixodidae
Source: RefSeq, a predicted model, not a curated record